UUACAAAUGUAAAUAGAAAAUUCUUGUCAAAUUGACAAUUUGUUCUUGCUAUUUUUCUACAAUUUUCCCGAAAAUAAUUCAACAAAAUGACAAAAAUAGCCGACAACGUAAACCCCGAUGUAUACGACAAAGGUUCAGAGAGAGAAGUCACGACUAACGAGAGAAAUGAAGAUAUCGUUGACGAAUUCGACCAGAGGGAGGUUUUCGACUUAAUACGCAACAUCAACGAUCCUGAGCACCCGUUGACGCUUGAGGAGCUGAGGGUUGUGGAGGAGAAGAAUAUAUUAGUGGAUAAUGAUAAGAAUGUGGUGAAUGUUUACUUUACACCAACGAUACCUCAUUGCAGUAUGGCUACUUUGAUUGGUCUGUCGAUCAGAGUGCAGUUGCUCCGAGCCCUGCCGAGCAGGUUCAAAGUGACGGUGGAAGUCUCAGAAGGGACCCAUGUCUCCGAGCAUGCUGUCAACAAACAGCUUGCGGAUAAAGAGCGGGUGGCUGCUGCGUUGGAGAACAACAACCUCGUUCAGAUCAUCAACCAGUGUGUUGUGAACUCAUGAUCAGGGACUUAGCUACUGACAUAUCAGCCGUAUCAAUGAUACGGGGCCCUCGGACUACAGGAGCCCCUUAUGUGUCAAAACAAAAUUUAGCAAAAUGUAAUCUACAAUCUCACUUAAAAAGUUGAAAACAUUCUACUAUUACACCCUAUUAUGACCUAACAAAUGAACUAACUAAGAAUGGCUAUGUAGUUAGUCUGUAUGCCGUAGAGGUGCGAGAGGAUUACCAGCAAAAUCUCUCUUUAACUUGCUUAAAGACCUUGGCCUCUCUAGAAGUGCAGCUAGUUCUAUAUUAGAACGAAUAUUCAAAGCUGCUGUAAUAGGAUCUUACCAAAUUUGGUGGCAGGGAGAACAACACGAGCAGAGAACAGUGGGUGUUGAUUGAUCGUGAAGGAAUUCCUUAACCCUACAUCCUGCAGUCACAAGUUCAGGACUCUGCUCAGAGUUCUGCUUAUUUCUUUUUUUGAGAGCCGUGAUAGCCUAUGAUAGGAUAUGAUCUCUGCUUCUGAUUCCGGAGGGCGUGGGGCACCACCAACUUUUCAUUAGUGUGCAUUUUAAGAAAUUAAAUAUCACAUGUCUCAAACAAUGAAGGAUUAACAUUAUGAGGAAACCUGCAUACCAGAGAUUUUUCUUAAUUCUCUGUGUGUGUGUAGUCUGCCAAUUCGCAUUGGGCCAGCGUGGUGGACUAUUGGCCUUACCCCUCUCAUUCUGAGAUGAGACUCGAGCUCAGCAGUGAGCCGAAUAUGGCUUGAUAAUGAUGAUAUUUAUUUAAAGUAAGAAUUUUUGUUGUUUUUUUUUUUGAGAUUUUUCUUCAUUAAUUGCCCCCCCCCCCCCCCCAACUAAUUUAAAUACAGGGCUCACUUAAACCUCUAACUUCCUCAUUUAUUAACCAAUUUUGGAAAUUCCGUUUUUGUUUGAAUUCCAGUUUGGUCCUAUUUCAUUUUCAUGAAAAUCAAUUUAGUAAUUUUGUUACUUAUGUUAAAAACUACUUAUGUUAAAAAGAUUAUUACUUAUUGAUGUAAAUAAAAGAAAUAUGUGCAAUCAAA
Molecule: messenger RNA, 1597 nt
Organism: Bicyclus anynana (squinting bush brown)
Lineage: Eukaryota; Metazoa; Arthropoda; Insecta; Lepidoptera; Nymphalidae
Gene: galla-2
Product: MIP18 family protein galla-2
Exons: 2
Coding region: 87-554 (155 amino acids)
Biological process (GO): iron-sulfur cluster assembly
Cellular component (GO): cytosolic [4Fe-4S] assembly targeting complex
Source: RefSeq, a predicted model, not a curated record